AAAUCCAUAUCAAUACGCGCCAGAAAUGCAAACAUGCCAUGUUAUCUAAUACGCCUCUCAAACGAGCUCUUGGCUGAAAUUGCAAGCUAUCUCAGCCCUAGAGACCUCAGAGUGGUUAUAAAACUCAACAAAAAGGUGUACUACGCAAUCAGGCAUCUAUUGUACCGUUCGCUUCACGAGCAACUCCACUUCCAGGUUAAUCUAAUUCCACUCGCGCGAACACUCAUGGAAAACCCGGACUUUGGUAGCCACGUGCGAUAUAUGCGUCUCGGACCUGCAUUUGUCGUCGAGACCCUGAAUACUGCCAAACAAGCCCUCUUGAAAACAGCAGUAGAGUCUAUGGGUAUCCCUCCAUGGCAGAAACUGACGGCUACUCUAAGAGAGGGUACAAAACGGCGUGUGUCCCGAGACCUUCUGGUCGCUUGCCUCCUCAUCUACACGCCCAACAUCAUCUGCCUCAAGAUUUCCAAGGAUAUAGAUUACGGAACAAAACCAUCGUUGGAGUGGCUGGAUGUGAUGCGCUGGUCCGUCACCAGGCCUGGUCGUAUGCACUCUUUUGCACACCUUCGUUUUCUGCGCAUGGAUAUGAAGCAUUCCAUCUCUAUUCACCAAUUAGGGCCUGUUCUUGCCCUUCCCUCGCUUCUGGAUCUUAAAGCAAAAGGCAUUCGUAUCAGAACUCGCGAGGAGGAAGAAGCCACGAGGCUUGCGCGACGCGAAUUUCCUCGAGGCACUUGCCCUAUUGAGCGACUUCAAUUGAGCUCACUUUCAGUAACCGGCGAAAUGGCCGACAUCCUAUUCGGGAGCUUCAUUGCGCUGAAGAAAUUAAAAGUGGAACGUCUCUGUACGCUAAGGGAAUGGGACGAGGCCGGCAUCAGAACAUUGACGUACCCCGGCCUUGUGAGGUGUCUGCACCAAUCGAAAGCAACACUGGAAGCUCUAUGCAUCUUUUCCGGUCAUGAAGACCACUUUAUGCACAGAAAUUUGCAAGGGUGUUUAGGAGACAUGCUUCAUAGUUUCCCGAACCUUGAGCGAGUCGAGGUUCCUUUGAAAGCGAUGAUUGAUGUGUCGGGGUUAGACGUCGACGACGCCGUCAAGCUAGUAGACGAUUUGGAUGUACUCUGGCCACUGAAACUCAAGAUUUUCACCUUGGACGCAUGUGGUCUACCCGACGAACACAAAGAUCGCUACUGUCGUCGACUAGUUGAGUUCAUUGAAAACUUAUCAGCCCGUCGGCCAAAGCCUUUUCCUUCUUUCGAAGAGUUCAGAAUACGUGGGUUCGACGAAGGAAUAUUAGGUCUCAGGGAAACUGAAAGUGAUGAAGAUGAGUUGGGAGUGUGGGGUAACCCUGAGGAUUCCUCGAGCGAAGCCGAGUCUUGGUCUGAGGAGUGGGAAGAUAUAGAAGAAGAAGACGACGACGACGACGACGACGACGAAGAAGAAGACGAAAAACAAGACGAAGACGGAAAAUACGAAAAAUACGAAAAAAAAGUCGAAGACGAAGAAGAAUGGGAUGAAUCAGAAGAAGAAGACCCUUUUCCGGACAUACCAGGUGUAUCUAUCUUCAGCAAUAGGUGGGGAGUCCAAAAUGUAAGCCGACUCUUUGGCCGAUGAAGAAGUCCCCAUCGACGCCACCCAGC
Messenger RNA from Periconia digitata, 1637 nucleotides. NCBI's taxonomy places the organism in Eukaryota, Fungi, Ascomycota, Dothideomycetes, Pleosporales, Periconiaceae. The record is from the annotation of a GenBank genome assembly.